Messenger RNA from Psilocybe cubensis, 492 nucleotides. RefSeq lists its product as uncharacterized. Gene Ontology annotation, molecular function: lipid binding. NCBI's taxonomy places the organism in Eukaryota, Fungi, Basidiomycota, Agaricomycetes, Agaricales, Agrocybaceae. The record is from RefSeq and is a predicted model, not a curated record. The transcript has 4 exons. Bases 1 to 492 code for a protein of 163 amino acids. Gene Ontology annotation, cellular component: mitochondrial inner membrane. Gene Ontology annotation, biological process: ubiquinone biosynthetic process.
AUGUCAAAAGCAUCGAGUGCGCGUCUUUUAAAGCUCGCUUUGCCUCUGGUGAAGACACACGGCUUCACUCGGGCAGCCCUCGCGCGAUCUGUGCUCGCGUUACCUGAGGGUGAAGCACAUACAGUGCCUCUCUCCGAUACUGCUGUCUCAGCUCUCUUCGGGAAUGGCGACACCGCACGGCGGACACUAAUUGACGCAUGGAUGAAAGAAGGGCUUCGACAUAUGUCUUCAGUGUCAGCUUCAAAUGUCUCGGAUUCAACUAAUAGUAUGAAGAGGGCUUCGCUCCGAGAUGUUCUACGUGCGCGUUUGGACUAUAAUGAGCCUGUGCUUGCGCAUCUCCCAGAGGCAUUCGCUUUGUUGGCUUCGCCAAAAUACGGUAUUCCGCCUUUGGACCCGACACCUGCGCUCAAACAUGCGGCGAGUGUAGCGGAUGAAGCUUGCUAUGUAGCAGGGGACCAAUCGCUCCAACGUAUAUCUGAUGCAUUUACAUGA